UUCAGCAUGGCCGAGUAAAACGUGUUUUUAUUUACAUUUAUCAUCGAUCAUAUUAUUAACUUGACCAACGUUUUAGAUGAAUUAAAAUGAAGAUCAAAUGCUUGAGUAGAAAUCCAGAUGAUUUUUUGAGAGAAACGAAAAGAGAUAUUCACAAAGUUCCAAGAAAUUAUGAUCCUAAACUUCAUCCAUUUGAAGCACCAAGGGAAUAUGUUAGAGCUUUGAAUGCAGCCAAGUUAGAGAGAGUAUUCGCAAAGCCAUUUCUUGGCUCACUAGAUGGUCACAGAGAUAGUGUCAGCGUCAUCAGAAAACAUCCAACUAGUCUUUCAUUAUUAUUAUCUGGUGCUUAUGAUGGCGAGGUUAGAGUGUGGAAUAUAACUAAAAGAAACUGUGUUAAAAGUGUACAAGCUCAUGACGGUUUAGUUAAUGGUGUUUGUGGACAUCCAAAUGGAGAAUAUAUCUUUUCUGUUGGAGCUGAUAAACAGAUUAAACAAUGGAAUAUAACAGUUGAUGGUGAUUUACAGGAUCAACCUAAAAGUACAAUAUUAGGACGGAGUGUAUUUCAAGAUAUAGAUCAUCAUGGUAAAGAUAAUUUUUUCGCUACAUGUGGUGUUGGUGUUAAUAUCUGGGAUGAAGAAAGAACAGAACCUAUCCGAUAUUUUACAUGGGGUGUCGACUCCAUACAUCAUGUUAAAUUCAACCCUGUCGAAACGAAUAUAUUGGGAGCAGCAGCAUCAGAUCGAAGUAUAUUAUUAUAUGACAUGCGAGGUUCCACGCCACUCAGAAAAGUUAUUUUAAAAUUACGUAGCAAUGCUAUAUCAUGGAAUCCUAUGGAGGCUUUUAUAUUUACUGUUGCUAAUGAAGAUUAUAAUUGUUAUACGUUUGAUAUGAGGAAAUUAUCUAUACCACUCAAUGUACAUAGAGAUCAUGUUGCCGCAGUAAUGGAUGUAGAUUAUUCACCAACUGGUAAAGAGUUUGUUACCGCUGGUUACGAUCACUGUUUACGUAUAUUUAAACUAGAUCAAGGUCACAGCAGGGAAGUCUAUCAUACAAAGAGAAUGCAUCGUGUUCAUACAGUAUGUUGGUCAUUAGAUGAUAAAUAUAUUAUGUCGGGUUCAGAAGAAAUGAAUAUCAGAUUAUGGAAAGCUAGAGCCUGGGAAAAACUUGGAACGUUAAAAUCAAGAGAGAGUACAGCGUUACAGUAUAACGAUAAAUUAAAAACUAAAUUUGGAAAUCAUCCACAAGUAAGACGAAUAUUGAAACAUCGUCAUGUUUCUAAAAUGAUCUUUCACAAUACUCGAGAAAUUAGAAAAAUACGAGAAGCUGCCAAGAAAAGGGAACAGAAUCGUAUGGAGAAUAGUAAAAUUGGAACAGUUCAGUAUACCUCAGAAAGAGAAUCACAUGUCAUUGGAGAGAAGGAGUAAUCAUUGGAGAGGAGUAAUCAUUGUAAUAUUAUUGUACAAAUAAAAUGUAAAUAUUU
Molecule: messenger RNA, 1477 nt
Organism: Patella vulgata (common limpet)
Lineage: Eukaryota; Metazoa; Mollusca; Gastropoda; Patellidae
Product: DDB1- and CUL4-associated factor 13
Exons: 11
Coding region: 87-1421 (444 amino acids)
Biological process (GO): maturation of SSU-rRNA from tricistronic rRNA transcript (SSU-rRNA, 5.8S rRNA, LSU-rRNA)
Cellular component (GO): small-subunit processome; nucleolus
Molecular function (GO): protein binding
Source: RefSeq, a predicted model, not a curated record